AUGGCAGGCAGUGGGAGUGCCUCCAAGCGUGCAGACAGCUGCCUUGAAGGCGCCAGCCGUAUGUGUAGCAGGCACAUGCAUGGCGGGCGAUUCCUGGAUCUUCAGGCAGGUGCCUCUUCGUCAAAUGCUUCGGUGCAGAUUGAUCCAGACAAGGGCUGGAUCAAUGUGGAGGGCUACUGGAUCAAGGCAAGAGGGAUGUUCUGGGCCGGGCCUCAGAAGAUUGAAGUGGAAGGAGCGCACAGGGACUUUGUGAUUACAAACUCCGUGCGCCGAAAUCUUCAGAACAUCUCUCGGAUGCUUAGUGGUGGACGAUUCCCGAUACUCCUGGAAGGGCCGACUUCCGCGGGCAAGACCUCCCUGGUGAAGUUUCUGGCGCAGCUGACCGGCCAUGAGUUCGUUCGCAUCAACAACCAUGAGCACACCGACCUCCAAGAGUACGUUGGCCAGUACGUGUGUGACCCGGAGACUGGCCAGCUGGUUUUCCAGGAGGGUGUGCUUGUGCGGGCUGCCAGGGCAGGUCACUGGGUGGUUCUGGAUGAGCUCAACCUUGCGCCCAGUGAGGUUUUGGAAGCCCUGAAUCGCCUCCUCGACGACAACCGCGAGCUCUACAUCCCUGACACCGGGGCUACUGUGAAGCCGCAUGAGGAGUUCAUGGUCUUUGCAACACAGAACCCUGCGGGGGCCAACUAUGGUGGCCGCAAGCUCCUGUCCCGUGCAUUUCGCAACCGCUUCACAGAGGUCUUUGUGAGUGAGCUCCCGAUGGAGGAGCUGGCAGUUGUCCUGCACAAGCGUUGCCAGGUGCCACCAUCAUAUGUCAAGGUCAUGCUGGCUGUGUACCAGGACCUCCAGUCACACAGAAACCAGUCGGCGGUUUUCCUGGGAAAGCAGAGCUUCAUGACGGUGCGCGACUUGCUGCGAUGGGGACACAGGAAGCCCAGCUCGUACUUGGAGCUGGCGACGGAGGGAUUCACGCUGCUGGCAGAGAGGUUGCGAAAGGAGGAGGAGCGAGAGGUGGUUCGCAAGUCCUUGGAGAAACGAUGCACCGGCGUGAAGGAUCUGCAUCUCGACUACAGCAAGGAUGAGGUGGUCUGCACGGCGCGAGAGCGCGUGGCCCAGAAGCUCAAAGCGGGGCUCCAGGCGCCUGGAGGAGUCGGCCAGGUUGUGUGGACGCCAGCAUUUUGCCGCAUGGUUGCUUUGAUUGGCCGUUGCAUACGCUCUGGUGAACCUGCCCUUCUUGUGGGGGAAACGGGAGGUGGAAAGACCAUGGCGUGUCAGUUGCUGUCCUGGGCCUUAGUUGAGGAGGAUGUUUUGGAUCGCCGGCUUCGCACUUUGAAUUGUCACCAGCAGACAGAGACGUCCGACUUCAUCGGUUCCCUUCGUCCAGUGCGUGGUCGGGAUACGACGUUCAAGUCCAUUUGCGCAGCAGCCUGCAAAAUGCAAGAGAUGCUGGCAAAAUUCCGUGCUUCUCGAGUAGCUGACUCGGAGUGUCCGGAGUUCAGCAAGCUGCAAGGAGAGGUACGUUUGGCGGCAGCAGGGAAAGGCAAUCCGAAGAACUUGGGCCAGGCCCUCCGUGCUGCAAUUGCCGGCAACAUCCUUGGCGAAGGGGAUGAAGCCGAGGUAAAGAGAAGGCGGCGAGAGGCUGGAACUGCCAAGGGACCCGACGCAUUGCUGCCGAUGGCUCUCCACCUGGUCUCACUUUGUGGAGACUACGACCGGAUCUUUGAGUGGGCCGAUGGAGCCCUGGUGGAAGCCAUGCGUGCUGGUGGGGCAUUCCUCGUGGACGAGAUCUCCUUGGCGGAAGACUCGGUUCUGGAGCGAUUGAACUCGGUCUUGGAGCCUGAGCACUCCCUUCUCCUCGCAGAGAAGCCCUUGACAGGAGCCGACUUGGAGGUGGUCAAGGCGCGGCCCAGCUUCAGACUCUUUGCCACCAUGAAUCCGGGUGGUGAUUUUGGAAAGCGAGAGCUGUCGCCAGCCCUCCGGAAUCGAUUUACCGAGAUCUGGGUGGAGCCCAUCGACUUCUCAACGAAGGAAGCAGAGGACCUGGUGGCCACGCAGCUGUCCUGGCCCCUGCUCGCACGACCCAUGCUCGACUGCGUCAGCUGGUUCAACCAGCGCGUGCUGCACCCUCUGAGCAUUCGCGAGGUCCUGGCUUGGGCUGCCUUUGUUCAGAGCACGGCACCGGCAAAAACGGUCAAACUCCCCGAGUCCAGCUUCGAACGGGCAGUGGAGAUGUACAUGCAUGGUGGUUGCAUGACUCUGGUGGACAGCCUUGGUUUGGGCAAUCAGCUUGUCGACACCGAGUGCGUGGCCUUGUAUCAGAAGUCCGCUGACGAGACAUGCAGCAUGAAUUCUGGUGGGCUGUCGGUCGCACAGCGGGCAAUCCUGUGGAACCUACUUGGCCAGCUGGACAGGUCCGGUCUCUUCAAGGACUCGCUGCAACUCAGCUGUCAGGCCAUCUCGGAUGCGGUGCUCUUUGGUGCUAUCUAA
Symbiodinium natans is the source of this 2487-nucleotide messenger RNA. The record is from the annotation of a GenBank genome assembly. NCBI's taxonomy places the organism in Eukaryota, Dinophyceae, Suessiales, Symbiodiniaceae.